Eurypyga helias (sunbittern) is the source of this 1416-nucleotide messenger RNA. It is a transcript of the gene RNF25, whose product is annotated as ring finger protein 25. Gene Ontology annotation, biological process: protein ubiquitination. Lineage: Eukaryota; Metazoa; Chordata; Aves; Eurypygiformes; Eurypygidae. Gene Ontology annotation, cellular component: nucleus. The record is from RefSeq and is a predicted model, not a curated record. Gene Ontology annotation, molecular function: protein binding; ubiquitin protein ligase activity.
UGGGAGAUCAGCAUCACCCUGCACCCCGCCACAGCCCAGGACCAGGACUCCCAGUAUGUCCGCUUCACCCUGGUGCUCGCUGUGCCCCCCCAGUAUCCCAACAAAGCUCCAGAAAUCUCGAUCAAGAACCCGCGGGGGCUGUCAGAUGAGCAAAUUCAAAAGAUUUCUCAGACCCUCAGAAAUGUUGCUGAAGCCAGGCUGGGGACAGAAGUGCUGUAUGAACUGAUUGAGAAGGGGAAAGAGAUUCUCACUGACAACAACAUUCCCCACGGCCAGUGCGUGAUCUGCCUCUACGGAUUCCAGGAGAGAGAAGCCUUCACAAAGACCCAGUGCUACCACUACUUCCACUCCCACUGCCUGGCCCGCUACGCCCAGCACAUGGAGGAGGAGAUCCUCAUGCAGCAGGAGGAGAGAAAGCAGCACCUGGCGCCAUCCCCCAAACAGGAGGUCGGUGUGCAGUGCCCUGUCUGCCGGGAGACCCUGGUCUACGAUCUCUGCGCUCUGAAGGCGGCGCCGCCCCCGCAACACCCACUGCCGUACCGGCCAGAUGCCAAGACACUGCAGCACCGGGAAGAACUGCGCUUAAUGUUCAAGAGGCAGCAGGAGAAAGGGGGCAUCAUCGACCCCGAAGCGGAGAGGAACCGCUACUUCAUCAGCCUCCAGGCGCCUCCAGCUCCUGUCGAUCCAGGCCAAGCAGCCUGCCCCCGAGCUGCCGGGGAGAUGCCGGUGAGUGCAAGCGCUGCAGACGUGCCGCAGCCGCCCAGCCAAGCCUUGGCCCCAGAGCCGGCCGGGGAGCAGGAGCCUGGGGCAGAACCCGGGCGACCUGAGGGGCCUGCUGUGCCCCAGGAGCAACAGAGCAGGAGGGAGAGGCCCAGAGGGGAGAGGCCAGGACCCAGAGGACAGGGCAGGACACCGCGGCAUAGGCAGCCGUGCAGUGGCUUGCAAGAACCGUCGGAGGAAGCCUGUCAUCUGCACCAUGGCUCCAGGGGGACCAGGGGCUUUAGUCAGAGACCGGAGCCCAGACCUGGUGGAAGGCACAGCCAGGAGUUUCCAAAGCCUCACAGCAGGAGCAGGGCUGUUACCUUGGCUGAAAGGAAGGAGUUGUGCCCCGAAGACCCCUCACCUGUAACAGAGGCAGUGGACUUGAAAGAGGAACACCGUGAUGUGGAGAGAUGGAGCCCAGAGGAGGGGGCUGAGGCCCAGGGCAGGGAGAAGGAGAACCUGACAUUUAUCCGCAGUGACCACAGAGCAACUCCUAGCUGGCAGGGCCACUACAGGCCCUGGGAUUGUGGGAGGUGGGAGAGGUCCAGAGUCCAGGACCGUGGUUCCUACCCCAGAGCACCGAGAGGGCGGGGGGUGUUCAGGCCCAGCGGACGACGAGAUGCCCAUGUCCUUGAGAAGGAGAGUGGCUCCUAG